This is a messenger RNA of Chinchilla lanigera (long-tailed chinchilla), 1645 nucleotides long. It is a transcript of the gene Shisa5, whose product is annotated as shisa family member 5. The record is from RefSeq and is a predicted model, not a curated record. Lineage: Eukaryota; Metazoa; Chordata; Mammalia; Rodentia; Chinchillidae. Gene Ontology annotation, cellular component: endoplasmic reticulum. Gene Ontology annotation, biological process: positive regulation of canonical NF-kappaB signal transduction.
CCCGUGGCGAGGUGUGCCCAGCGGGCCUCGGAGGCAAGUCCUUCCACAAGCUCUGCCCAGAUUUCUGCUGUGGCUCCUGUUCCAACCGGUACUGCUGCUCGGACGUGCGGAAGAGACUUGUGCGGGCUGAGGAUGGGUGUGCUGGGCCCGAGGACAGGUGGGGUGCCCACCCCCACGGAGCCUUGGGAGCAGCCGGGCUCGGCACUAAGGUUUCGAUCCAGCUUUGACAGCGACCCCAUGUCAGGGUUCGGAGCCACCGUAGCCAUCGGCCUGACCAUCUUCGUGCUCUCCGUCGUCACCAUCAUCAUCUGCUUCACUUGCUCCUGCUGCUGUUUGUACAAGAUGUGCCGCCGGCCGCGUCCCGUCGUGACCACCACCACGGCCACCACCGUGGUGCACACCCCUUACCCUCAGCCUCCGAGUGCGCCCCCCAGCUACCCUGGGCCGACGUACCAGGGCUACCACCCCAUGCCCGCCCAGCCAGGAGUGCCAGCAGCGCCCUACCCGACGCAGUACCCACCACCCUACCCGGCCCAGCCCAUGGGGCCUCCAGCCUACCACGAGACCUUCACUGGAGGUGCAGCCGCGCCCUACCCCGCCAGCCAGCCUCCGUACAACCCGGCCUACAUGGACCCCCCGAAGGCAGGCCCCUGAGCGCACGCCCCUCUCUGGCUGCCACUUGACUGUGUGUGUGUGUGUGUGUGUGUGUGUGUGCGCGCGCGUGUGGUAUGCAGGCACACUUGUUACUGCCCUGUGUACCUUGUAUGUGACGUGUGGCUUCCUCUGAUGUCAGCCAGGUGGGCUGGGGCCAAACUUUGUUGUCUUCACUUGAAAUUACGCUUCCUGAAAUCUCCAGCAAAUUGGAAGAAGGCAGUGGGCAGUCUUCCACAGCGCGCUGCAGGGUGACCAGGCGCAGCCGGGCUCCCUGGGAUAGCACAGCCUGUUGGGUGUCACGCACAUGUCCUGGUUGUGGCCGGGGCGUGUCCCUGUGGGCCGGGGCGCCCUGUGCUGAGGCAGGCGAGCGGGCCAGGCGGUGGGCUCUUGCUGGGCCCGUGUUUCGGGCAGAUGGCUGCUUGUUCCCCACAGCCUGCGCCACUCCGGAGGUGGGAACCCUCAGGCAGGGCCCCGCCCACCCCACCGGCCCCUGUCCCAGCGGCCUCCCUGGCACUGCCUGGGCGGCCCCCGGGACGCUUGCCUGCUCUUGCCGACCUGGCCCCUGCCGCAGGUGGGCAGUGGGGUCUCUGUCCGCCGCCACACUCAGGUCUCCUCCCUGCAGUGUUUCUGUUUUAGCCAAAAAUGUUGCCUAUUUGUUUUACAGUAUGAUGGCUGACGUGAGGCUUCUGACUGUGGAGCGGGUCUGCAGCGGCAGGCGGCAGCCUGACCUCUGAGGGCCCCCGCUCGCCCACAGCAGCCUCAGAGAUCAACUCCAGGACCCAGGCCACAGUUUGCCCUGGCAGCAGGGACACCAGGGCCAAAGGCGGGUGGUGGGCAAGGGGGUGGGGCCUGGGUGGCAGCUCGGGCCCCAGCGCAAUACCUCGGCGUUCCUUGUCCCUGUUCAUGUUUUGCCAGCUGUCUUAGCUCUGUGUCUGUGUGUUUCCGAGUCUGGGCGCUGCACCCUUGUUUAUAAUAAACGCAAAUGUUUGGG